Vigna umbellata (rice bean) is the source of this 2125-nucleotide messenger RNA. RefSeq names its product alpha/beta-Hydrolases superfamily protein. Lineage: Eukaryota; Viridiplantae; Streptophyta; Magnoliopsida; Fabales; Fabaceae. The record is from RefSeq and is a predicted model, not a curated record.
ACUACUCAACAGAAAGAGAGACAGCUGGCUAUUACUGCCAUUCUCUUAUUUCUUACAUUCAUCUCUCAUCUUCCUUCACUUUCCAUCUUUCAUUCAAAUUCAAUUCUCCUUCUCACAAGCCAGAAGAGCAAAACCAACAACAAGAACCAACUUCUUUUUCAAUCCACCUUUUUCAUUAUUUCAUCUCUUCUUUUUCUUCUUCAGACAAGCAUUUGCUUUUGGGUGGAAUUGAGCACUGGCAGCUUAGCUUGUAUGUCUGGCAUUAACAUUGAUGAGUAAAAAUUAUUUGUGAGAUUUGAGAUCUUUGAGUUGCGAAGAUGGUGUGGCCAAUUGCCUUUGAGCUUCUUAGCGAGGUCAACUUGUAAGGUGAUGAGGUGGAGUUGCAGUGAGCUACAUGUAGGAACAAGAUGAUUGAGCAAUUCAUCAAUUUCGUUAUUCGGCCUCCCAGGGCGGAGUAUAAUCCUGACCAGUACCUGUGGGAAAAAGAAUUCACCCUUGCAAGUCGAACAUACCAAAGGCAGGAUUUGGAGCUCAAGAAUGCCAGAGGCUAUACCUUGAAGUGUAGCCACUAUCUCCCAUCUCCUUUCCCAGAAGAUACUUCUCUUCCUUGUGUUAUAUAUUGCCAUGGAAACAGUGGAUGUAGGGCAGAUGCCAAUGAAGCUGCUGUAAUUCUUCUUCCUUCAAAUAUUACUGUUUUUACCCUUGACUUCUCGGGUUCAGGCUUAUCAGAUGGAGAAUAUGUCAGUCUAGGCUGGCACGAAAAAGAUGAUCUCAAGAUGGUGGUGUCAUAUUUGAGAAGCAACAAACAAAUAUCUCGUAUAGGUCUUUGGGGACGAUCAAUGGGUGCAGUUACUAGUCUUCUUUAUGGAGCUGAAGAUCCUUCUAUUGCUGGAAUGGUGUUGGAUAGUGCCUUUUCAAAUUUAUAUAAUCUUAUGAUGGAGCUUGUGGAUGUUUAUAAAAUUCGGCUUCCUAAAUUCACUGUUAAAAUGGCUGUGCAGUACAUGCGGCGGGUUAUUGAGAAGAAGGCAAAGUUUGAUAUCAUGAACUUGAAUUGUUUGCUGGUUGCACCAAAGACAUUCAUUCCUGUUUUAUUUGGACAUGCAAGUGAUGACAAAUUCAUUCAGCCCCACCAUUCUGAUCUCAUCUCUGAAUCCUAUGCGGGUGAUAAAAAUGUCAUAAAAUUUGAUGGUGAUCACAACUCCUCUCGGCCACAAUUAUUUUAUGAUUCAGUUUCCAUUUUCUUCUACAAUGUCCUUCGUCCUCCUAAUGUUCCCAGAGGUCACAGUAAGCUUGAGAAAUAUUAUGAUUUGGGGAAUUUGAAACUAGGUUCUGGAGUGGAGGAGAGCUUACUGUAUGAGAUUCUCUCUAGUCUGAGGUCGGCAUCAACCAAUGCUGCAAGUUCAUCUUCUGUGCUUCCAGCAAUUUCCACCACAAAAUCAGUUACGGAACUUCUUUCGGACGUCGCACCAGUGACUGAUGUAGAAUCCUUUUUUAGAGAAGAUAUUGUUGGCAAUGGCGAAAGUGGCCGUGAUGAACCCACGGAUAUGCAGGAUAAGCUCAAUGGCGAGGGUGAAGAUUGCUGUUCAUAUACUAGCUCAAAUAGAGAAAGUUGGGGCAGAUGUUCUUCUCUAGGAGGCAGUGAUGAAGAAUCUUGUGCAGAUUUAAGGGCUGAUGAUACCCUCUCUCAGAAUAAUGUGAAGGUGUUUGCAACACCUAUGCGUGGCACUAAAGAGAAAUCGUUGUACCCAAAAGAUGACAAGAAGCACAAGAAGAACAAGAAUAAGAAAAAGAAAGAUGAAAGCGAUGUAAAGAAGCCGAAGAGCGAGAGGUUUGAGAAGCUGGAAGCUCUAAGCAGACGCCUGCGGCAUUGCUUAAUAAAGGGAUCAAACCAUCGAAGGCACAAGUCCUCUUAGACUCACCUCUCUCACCCUUUUCUCUUUUGUAUUAUAUUAUCACCCAUCCAUCUUCUAAUUCUAAUGUUCUUUUAACAUUAAAUAUUAGAAUACUAUUUGUAGGUAGUUCUAAUGUUCUUUUAACUUUAGGAAUUGCCUAACAUUUGUUUCUCUUCGGCUUUGAUUUCCCCACUGUGAUUAUUACUUGAUAUAAACAUUAUUACUUUUUGUAA